Choloepus didactylus (southern two-toed sloth) is the source of this 1882-nucleotide messenger RNA. It is a transcript of the gene KLHDC10, whose product is annotated as kelch domain containing 10. The record is from RefSeq and is a predicted model, not a curated record. Gene Ontology annotation, biological process: positive regulation of stress-activated MAPK cascade. Gene Ontology annotation, molecular function: protein binding. Bases 93 to 1424 code for a protein of 443 amino acids. NCBI's taxonomy places the organism in Eukaryota, Metazoa, Chordata, Mammalia, Pilosa, Megalonychidae. The transcript has 10 exons.
CUGGGUCUCUAGAGGAGCCCAGGAAGGAGGCUCCGCUGGUGUCGCCGGUCCAGGAGCUGCCGGGGCCGGGCUGCGGCAGUUGUUAGCGGGUCAUGUCGGCCGCCCAGGGCUGGGACAGGAACCGCCGGAGGGGAGGAGGCGCCGCUGGCGGUGGCGGCGGCGGAGGUAGCGGGGCCAGCGGGGGCAGUGGGGGCAGCGGGGGUCGGGGUACCGGCCAGCUCAACCGCUUCGUGCAGCUCUCCGGGCGGCCGCACCUGCCAGGUAAGAAGAAAAUACGAUGGGACCCAGUUAGGAGGCGCUUCAUUCAGUCCUGUCCCAUCAUAAGGAUCCCUAACAGGUUUUUGAGAGGCCACAGACCUCCACCAGCACGAAGUGGACAUCGGUGUGUGGCAGAUAAUACCAAUCUGUAUGUGUUUGGAGGUUAUAACCCAGACUAUGAUGAGUCGGGAGGGCCAGAUAAUGAAGACUAUCCUCUGUUCAGGGAGCUUUGGCGGUAUCAUUUUGCUACUGGAGUGUGGCACCAGAUGGGUACAGAUGGCUACAUGCCCCGAGAACUGGCAUCUAUGUCACUUGUGCUGCACGGAAACAAUCUGUUAGUGUUUGGAGGUACAGGCAUCCCAUUUGGUGAGAGCAACGGCAAUGACGUCCAUGUCUGUAAUGUGAAGUAUAAGAGAUGGGCUUUACUCAGCUGUCGGGGGAAGAAACCCAGUCGUAUAUAUGGACAGGCCAUGGCUAUCAUCAAUGGCUCCCUUUAUGUCUUUGGAGGGACAACUGGCUAUAUUUACAGCACAGAUCUGCACAAAUUAGAUCUCAAUACCAGAGAGUGGACACAACUGAAACCAAACAACCUAUCCUGUGAUCUGCCAGAAGAGAGAUACAGACAUGAAAUUGCACAUGAUGGGCAGAGGAUUUACAUCUUGGGAGGUGGUACUUCCUGGACAGCAUAUUCCUUAAACAAGAUCCAUGCAUACAACCUUGAAACGAAUGCAUGGGAGGAAAUCGCAACAAAACCCCAUGAAAAAAUAGGUUUCCCUGCAGCCCGAAGAUGUCACAGUUGUGUUCAAAUUAAAAAUGAUGUAUUUAUUUGUGGGGGCUAUAAUGGAGAGGUGAUCCUGGGAGAUAUCUGGAAAUUGAAUCUGCAGACUUUUCAGUGGGUGAAGCUCCCAGCUACCAUGCCUGAGCCAGUUUAUUUUCACUGUGCAGCUGUUACACCAGCUGGUUGCAUGUACAUUCAUGGAGGAGUGGUGAACAUCCACGAAAACAAACGGACUGGGUCAUUGUUUAAGAUCUGGCUGGUGGUACCUAGCCUGCUGGAACUGGCAUGGGAGAAGCUGCUUGCGGCCUUCCCUAACCUAGCAAACCUCUCCCGAACACAGCUUCUGCACCUUGGACUCACACAGGGACUCAUCGAGCGCUUGAAAUGAGGAUUUCUGGACUGUUCAUUCAUACUGGAAAUGUUAAUUUAAAGAGACUUCUUUAUUUAUGGGCAGUGUAGAAUGUGCUACAAAGAGGAUUGGUUACCCUGAUCAAGGCCUUAUUCAGAAAAUACAUCAGAUGCCUUUCUGUAAAUUGGUUUUUAAGUUUAUGGAAAUCUGACUUUCCUUUGUGCUUCCUUCUUUGCUUCUCUACCCCCGCUCACAACCUCAAUACUCACACACAUGCUUACAUACUCACUCUUCCUUGAUGGAGUUGAGGGAAAGUCUAAAAGUACCUUAAUGUUACAAAUCAAGACAAGAUAUCAAAUUUUUUUUAAAGGAACUCUGAACAUAUGACCAUAUCGGUCAGUGCUCCACAAAUUAAAGCAUCAUUAUUGACAAAAACAAAACUAAAAGAAAAAGAAAAAAAAAUCCAGCAACAACAAGCAGUUAUCAGUUUGGGGAUA